Molecule: messenger RNA, 3210 nt
Organism: Clonostachys byssicola
Lineage: Eukaryota; Fungi; Ascomycota; Sordariomycetes; Hypocreales; Bionectriaceae
Source: the annotation of a GenBank genome assembly
AUGGACUUUUGGUCCCGCCUACUGAGCCCCCUCUCCAAGGAGAGCACCCGCCAGGACCAGGCGAAAGAUCCAGCGAAGCGGCUGCAUCGGUUCGAGAAGCAAUACGGAAAACUGUUGGCGACAUGGCGCACUUCGAACAUCUCCCGCGACAGCGAUGCAGCCGAGACCGUCGAGAUUGGACUCCAGGAGCUCACGAAUAUCAUUAGCGACGAAAGUCGUCGUCCUCUGCCGCAUCCCUGCAUUCAGUUUGCAUCGUUACGGGAAAUCUACGUCCACAUCGGCAAGAUCGCGAUCAUUUCAUAUAAUGAGUGGAUUAUAAAGGAGGCGGUCCUCUUUUUCGCGACACUGAUCGAGAGCGAGGAGGAAGCUUUCGUAGAGAAACACACGUUCUCAACCAGCCUGACGAAUCUCCUUGUCCGAAUUACGGGCGCCAAUAGUGUUCCCCUCGGGCUCGACACGGAGUCUCGGGUCGUGGAGCUGGCGUUCAAUAUCACCACGAAGAUACGGCAGGAUCCCGCGAUAUUGCCGGCAUGGUUCAACACUCACGAAGACGACCCCAAAUAUUCCGAAGGCGACCGCGAUUAUCGUGAUAAAUUUGCUGGCCGGACCCAAAGGGCAGACUUCCCUCUUUUCUAUAUUUUGAUGGACUAUAUCCACCACGAGGGCAAGGUUGGUGACUUCGCUCGCACCGGUUUGCUCUACAUUAUCGAGUCGGCCUCCCGUUCGGUAUUGCUGGAGCAAUGGAUUGUUGAGAGCGACCUGUCAACCCUGAUGGCUACGGGUCUAGGUGCCCUGUACAGUCAGUUGAGCCGGAAACUCGUUAUUGAUUAUCCAACCCAGAAUCUACCUCCGAUUCUCGCCUUUUCCGAUUACCAACACCCUACAUCCAAUUUUGAGGUUAUCAGCUCCUGCUCCCCGGAGUUCCAAUCACAUCUAGAGACAUUCCUGUCCCACCUUUUGUUUUGGCAGGAUGUUUUGAACCAUUGCAAGUCGGUCGAAGUCAAAUCGACACUGUUGGAACAUUUCCAAGUCAUCUUCCUCCAGCAAUUACUCUAUCCUUCCUUACUCGAAUCCUCAGACAUUGAUGGUGGAUCCUCGGUGGCUGUCUUGACAUAUUUACGACGUAUUCUUGAGGCUCUGGAUCACCCGGACAUGAUUCACCUCAUCCUCCACUACCUUCUUGCUCUGCCAGAUGCAGAACCCACCCAAGACUUGUCCAGUUCAACAACAUCAAUAAGCAAUGCCCGCAAGCGAAAGUCAAUGGAUCUUGCAACUAUGAUGGCUUCAAAAUCAGACACCACUGUCACCCCCCUCCUCUUUAACCUGGUCGAUCUGAUCUUGGCUUGUUUGAGGUCAAGGAACCAACAAACAAUACACGUCACGCUACAGCUAGUGUCGGCGAUUCUUAAGAGACAUCAUCGAUACGCUAUUAUUACGUUACUACGAACGGAGAUCCUGCCAGGGCACACUCUUCAGCGGACGAUAGGGGCCCAUGAUCAGGAAGUGGAGUACCUUGUGAACCUUGCUGGUGCUAUCGGGGGUUUCGACAAUUUCAAUGAUCUCUACGACGACUUGCUGAAGGAUACCAAGUCGAGACUCGAAAGCCACUCAUGCUCUAUCCCGCUCAUGGCGCCCCCAGUAGGGAAAAUCAAAGGCAAGGAGGCAACCGUCCGGACCGAGCACCCAGGUUCUCCAAGAGAAGUCCGUGAACAUACGUUGAGAGUUGAUGAUCCUCUGCUCAAUGCAAUGCUCGACCUCCUGGAGUCUUUCUUUUUGAACCCCGUCGAAACCAACCUUUCCGUGACGGAGAGUCUUGUGGAUUUGGGGAUAUGCGGCUACAUGAGCGUUGAAGGAUGGCUAACCCGCAAUCCGGAAAACUAUAUCUACGAUGAGGAAGAGGAUGACCAGGACGAAGAGGACGUGGAAGUAGAUGUCAGAAUCCCGGAGGUUGGGGCGAGCCCGGACAAGCAAGAAGAGCCGACAGAAGUAGAAGAGGAGCAGAAAGAGAAGGAAGUGGAAGACGGACAGAAAGAGGAGCCAGAGGGAGAAGCACAGAAAGAGGAGCUCGAACAAGAAGGACAAAAAGAAGAGCACACAGAGACGGAGACCGUCGCGGCGCACCCUGAGAAAGAAGGCAACGACAGCACCGAGAAGAGCGCCGCAGAGCCGAGGCUUGAUAGCAGGCCCAAGGUUGUAACAUCUCAAAAGGCGACAGAGUCGCGGGACCCAAGAAAACUCCACGAGGCGCAGCAGGAAAAGGAGAUGCGCAAGUGCAGGCGUCGCCCAACAUGGGAGCCGUCUUCUGUGCCAAGAUUUUUGGCAGUCAUCAAGCGCUUGUGCGAGCAGGUUGAUGGUUACAAAGAGAUGAUCCCAAGGUUUGAAGAGCUGUUGCAACAACGACGGGAGGCAUUCUAUACGGCCGAUAGGGUUCUCAGCACCCCCGUUCCUUCGAGAAAGGAGACGCCGAAGUUGGUGCAAGCUGAUUGGAUGGAGGAGACCCCGCGAAGUAGCUCGCCGCUGCGUCCAUCUGGGUUCGAAGGCUUUGCGCAGCGAAUCUUCUCAGAGCUGGGGACCCCCAGCCGCUCCGGUAGUCCCAAAGGACGAAAGGAGAAGGGCAUGGGGACGAGGAGCGGAGCCGCUACGCCAUCGCAUAGAAUCGACAACUACGGAUUGGCGAGUCCAAAAGCGAUCCCUAUUCCAGCCCCGAAAGACCUCACUCUUGGACAGAAUGAGCCAGUCAAAGGGGCUCUGCCAAGGACAUUGUCCCCAUCCCUGAUGGGAGACGAUGGUAUGGAUGAUGAUAUCGAGGGUGAUGAGGGCGUUCAUGCUAGUCGCAUGGCCGACUUCGCAGCUGUGGACCAGACGAUUCUAGCCCGCCGUGUCGGUCUCCCUCAUAUCGAGAUUGAACCAAUCCCGUUGCGAUACAACAAACAGGCUCUGCCCGAACCUGAUGACACGAUUGAGGUAGACGACGAGGAGAACAUGCAUAUAGGGCCGGGUGCCGAAGAGCUCGAUGGUAUCGGGGAUGAAUACGGAAGCGGCGAUGAUGAGAAUGAGGAUCUUGGGCGGGAGAGCGUGGUCAUCAACGACGGGACCGUUUCCGUAUCGCACGUCGUCACCAACGUCCUCAUCUUGCAAUCAUUUGUUUUCGAGGUGGCAAGCCUGAUGCAGAUGAGAGCAAGCUUGUUCAACGAGGUUCGUUUUGUGUGA